Molecule: messenger RNA, 717 nt
Organism: Chrysochloris asiatica (Cape golden mole)
Lineage: Eukaryota; Metazoa; Chordata; Mammalia; Afrosoricida; Chrysochloridae
Gene: MIXL1
Product: Mix paired-like homeobox
Exons: 2
Coding region: 1-717 (238 amino acids)
Biological process (GO): regulation of transcription by RNA polymerase II; endoderm formation; endoderm development
Molecular function (GO): RNA polymerase II cis-regulatory region sequence-specific DNA binding; DNA-binding transcription activator activity, RNA polymerase II-specific
Source: RefSeq, a predicted model, not a curated record
AUGGCCGCAGCAGAGUCCAGCCAGUUCCAGUUAGGGGAGAGCGUCCCGGUCCCCGGCUACAGGCCCGCCCCCGCCGCCGGGACCUUCCUGCCGCCCCCGCGCCCUGUGGCUGCUCUGCUUCCAGCGCUGCCUCCGGGUCCCGGCUCCGUGUGCUGUGCUCCAACGGCGGCGACCUUCGCUGGAUAUCCCGGGAGGGGGCCCGGGGCUGUCGCGCCGCCUCCCGCCAGCCUGGGCCCGCCGGCGCCCCCAACAGGCUCGGCCGCCCCGUCGGCGUCGCAGCGCCGCAAGCGCACGUCGUUUAGCUCUGAGCAGCUGCAGCUGUUGGAGCUCGUCUUCCGCAGGACAAUGUACCCCGACAUUCAUCUGCGCGAGCGCCUGGCCGCGCUGACCCUGCUCCCGGAGUCCAGGAUCCAGGUGUGGUUCCAGAACAGGCGUGCCAAGUCACGGCGUCAGAGUGGGAAGCCCUUUCAGUCAGCCAGGCCGGAGCUUUUCCCCAACCACUCUGUUCCUGCUACUGAAGCAAAAUGUUUGAAGCCUCAGCUGCCUCUUGACGUAGAGCUGAACUGCCUACUUGAUCCCAGCAGGAGCGGAGGGGGCCUCUCUGACACUAACUCCCAAGGCCAGAGUUUUGAAACCUAUUCCCCUCUCCCUGAAGACACUGGCUCAAAGCUGGGCUUGUGGGAAGAACAUAUCUUUUCUGCCUUUGGUAGCUCCUGA